Pollicipes pollicipes is the source of this 1410-nucleotide messenger RNA. RefSeq lists its product as uncharacterized. Gene Ontology annotation, cellular component: membrane. The record is from RefSeq and is a predicted model, not a curated record. NCBI's taxonomy places the organism in Eukaryota, Metazoa, Arthropoda, Thecostraca, Pollicipedomorpha, Pollicipedidae. The transcript is spliced from 5 exons. The coding region runs from base 1 to 1410 and encodes 469 amino acids.
AUGCUGGUGCCGGCCGUGCGGGAGCCGGCGUCGCGACCCAGCCCGACGCUCUCCUUCCACUGCAACGACGAGGGCAGCGCGGUGGCUAGCGAGUGGUGCGGCGCCGCCUGCCAGCCGGGCGACGAUGUGCUCCGCGUCUACUACCUGGAGCGGUGCUCGUUCGAGUGCGAGCCGGGGGUGACGCUGCCAUCCGGUCUGCCGCACCUCUGCCUCGAGGCCGACAACAGCACCUUCUGCGAGGUGGUGGCCGACGUCGGCGACGGCCUGCUGCGCCAGUGCUGGUAUCCGCUGGUGGACCUGAUGUCGCGCGGCGAGCGGUACCGUGGCCUCGCCUGCCGCAGCCCGCCCGGCUGCGGCGUGCGCUGCCAGCCGCGACAGCUCACCGCCCAGGACCUGCUCUUCACCGGAGAGCGGUGCGCGGAGGACCUCGGCGACCGACGGCUCACCUUCUGGCUGUACUUCGGCCUGCGCGCGCUGACCGAGCUGUGCCUGCCGCUGGCGCUGGUGUUGAUCAACGCCACCGUGCUGCUGCUGCGCCGACGACACGACUCCGACUUCGGCUGGGAGUUCGUCUGGGGGCUGCUCGGUCUCAUGACGUUCGCGCCAUUCUGCGGCUAUCUGAUCGACGUACACGGAAAGCUCUUCCACUACCUGGACUUCCGGCCCAGCUUUUACGUCUUCUGCGCGCUGAUGUUGAUCUGCGUGAUUCUUGCGUCAGUGUUGCCAGUGCAGCCGCCGCCGACGCCGGGCGGCCGCUCCUACUCACGCCUGCUCGCCAAGAGUCUCGGCAACUUGGAGUUCUUCAGCGUGCUGUGCGUGCUGCUGCUGCUCGGCUCGCUCUGGGGCUUUCUCGAGGCGUUCCUGUACGCCCACCUGCAGAGCCUGGGCGGCACCCAACUGCAGAACGGCCUGAGCCUGGUGGCCGGCGCCCUGCUGCUGGUGCCCUUCCUGCUGAAGGCCGAGCCGCUCAUAAACUACUGCGGACACCACCACAUUUUCAUCAUCGCCUUCAUCCUCUACAUCGUCCGCUACGUCAGCUACGCCUACAUCAUCGCGCCGUGGCUGGCGCUGGUGGCGGAGUCGCUGGAGAUGUUCACGCUUCACCUGGCCUGGAUGGCGGCCGUCCUCUUCACCAUCCGGCCAGAGCUCGCCCGCCAUCGAGUGCUGGCGGCCGCCUCCUCUGUGCUCUACAUGCUCAUCUACUACUGCUGCCGAACGCUGCCGCCCCGCCGGCACAGCUAUGGAAGACACAAGCGGGAGAUGUACAGCAGUAGCGGACCCUGGCAGCAUAUGGGUGAAGCUCCCGCCGACCGGCAGAACUCACUAGCCGACCGGCAGAACUCCCCAGCCGACCGGCAGCCGUUCCCCGCCGACGACCGAGCUCCGCAGACGCCGCUGUCCACGCAGUGA